AUGCUUGUAUAUGAAUAUGUUGACAACGGCAAUUUGGAGCAAUGGCUGCAUGGUGAUUUAGGGCCUUACAGCCCUCUGACAUGGGAUAUCCGAAUGAAGAUUGCCAUAGGGACAGCAAAAGGGUUGGCAUAUUUGCAUGAAGGAUUGGAACCUAAAGUCGUGCACCGUGAUGUAAAAUCCAGUAACAUUCUGCUUGAUAAAAAAUGGAAUCCAAAAGUAUCAGAUUUUGGUUUGGCGAAGCUAUUAGGAUCUGAAGCAAGUUAUGUGACUACACGUGUAAUGGGAACUUUCGGGUAUGUUUCUCCUGAGUAUGCAAGUACGGGGAUGCUUAAUGAGGGAAGCGAUGUUUAUAGUUUUGGAGUUCUACUUAUGGAGAUAAUUACAGGAAGGAGUCCUAUUGACUAUUCAAGACCAGCUGGAGAGACAAACUUAGUUGAUUGGUUCAAAGGAAUGGUUGCUAGUCGCCGCGGAGAAGAGGUUUUAGACCGGCGUAUAGAAGUUCAACCCUCGUCAAGAGCUCUGAAAAGGGCAUUACUUGUUUGUUUUCGUUGCAUUGACUUGGAUGCCAUCAAGCGGCCAAAGAUGGGGCAAAUUGUUCAUAUGCUUGAGGUGGAUGACUUUCCCUUUCGCUCUGUAAGUGCCAUACUGAACCUUCUUUUUGCUAUCUGUUUCAACAAAGCCUGUACUAUUAUACCAGAGUUAUUGGUUAGACAGUCACUAUUUCAUUGGUUUGGCCAUCCCUUCCUUGCUUAGAUUUGUUCUAUUACACAAGUCAAUGUGUUCUUCAAAGAAAGUCAUGUUAGCAAGGGAUCCUUUGCAUUGUUCUCAGAGUUUUGAUUCCUUAUAAUCGAGACGAAUAGAAGACACCUCUGUUCCUGUGCCUGUGUUUAAAUGACAGCUUCAGUUCGUCACU
Molecule: messenger RNA, 913 nt
Organism: Carica papaya (papaya)
Lineage: Eukaryota; Viridiplantae; Streptophyta; Magnoliopsida; Brassicales; Caricaceae
Source: RefSeq, a predicted model, not a curated record